Molecule: messenger RNA, 660 nt
Organism: Microthlaspi erraticum
Lineage: Eukaryota; Viridiplantae; Streptophyta; Magnoliopsida; Brassicales; Brassicaceae
Source: the annotation of a GenBank genome assembly
AUGUCACUGCCUGGUAUCGCCUACCUUGUUCGACACGCUUCCUGGAGAGUUCUCUAUCUCUGCACAUCCGUUCCUGCAGUCCAUCCACAGUAUUGUCCUCUAUUUCUUCGCCUUGGAGUCUCCUCGUUGGCUUCAUCUGCAAGGAAGAACGAAGAAGCCAUUCAAGUGCUCAAAAAGAUCUCACCUGCAAAGAGAGUUACUUGGAAUCAGUAUCUUAUAAGCUAUCUCGAGAAGAAGCCUUCGAACAAGCUCCAAGCUCGAUCAAGGACUUGUUCAGCCGAAGAUGGGCUUUCGAAGAAUCGUAGUUGUUAUGAUCAUAAUGUUUGGGUUGGGGAUGAUGUAUUACGGAGUUCCAUUAGCGAACUCGGUUCUUUCUUCUGCGCCAGGAUCGGGUUUAACCUAAUGUCGGUUUAUCUGGUUGAGAUGUUCCCAACAUGCGUGAGGAACUUCGCUACAACGAUGCUUAGACAAGCGCUUGUACUUGGAGGAGCUUGUUGUCCAUCAUUGCUUCAAUUGGAAGAAAUGUUCCGUCGCUUCUCUUUCGCGGUUUUCGGGACUGCUUUGGCCGGUCUCGGUUUAUUUGUUUUGCUCCUUCCUGAGACCAAAGGGUCAAGUCUUUGUGAUACAUCGAAGCACAAGAGCAGAGAGACCAAGCCUUGA